Haemonchus placei is the source of this 546-nucleotide messenger RNA. Lineage: Eukaryota; Metazoa; Nematoda; Chromadorea; Rhabditida; Trichostrongylidae. The record is from the annotation of a GenBank genome assembly.
AUGACUCGAAGAUCUCAGCUCAGCGAAUCGGCUCGUGUAUUCAAACAAGAAAAUCCCCAAGCGAGUGUCGUUUGGGCGAUCGUCGACAGCGUACGUCAGGUGGAUGUUGGCGACAAAUACUACGUAAACAAAUACCCAACGAUGAAAGUUUUUGUUAAUGGAGAGCUCAUCCAAAAAGAAUACAGAUCCACACGAUCAGUCGAGGCUCUGACUGCUUUCGUCAAGUACCAGUUGUCAACGGCGAUCAAUGAGUUUGAAACCCAGGAGCAGCUCACUGCAGCUAUGGAUAAAACGAAGAGGAAUGUAGUGGCUUGGGUGAAACGAGGUGGAGAGGAAUAUUCGAAUCUUAAAAAAGUUGCCUCGUUACUUCGAGAGGAGUGCACCUUCUGGGUAGCCAAUGAAGCUGCCACUGCUUCACUCAAUGAGAAUAAGCUGUCUUACUACGAUCCUGAUGACGAGAAUGAGCAAAAGUUUACUGGGAAUAUGCGAGAUUACGAAUUCUUCAAGCAAUGGGUGACCGAUAAAUGUAUUCCGCUUGUACGGUAA